This is a messenger RNA of Solea solea (common sole), 1607 nucleotides long. It is a transcript of the gene yrdc, whose product is annotated as yrdC N(6)-threonylcarbamoyltransferase domain containing. Bases 66 to 818 code for a protein of 250 amino acids. Gene Ontology annotation, biological process: regulation of translational fidelity. The transcript has 6 exons. Gene Ontology annotation, molecular function: tRNA binding; nucleotidyltransferase activity; double-stranded RNA binding. Gene Ontology annotation, cellular component: cytoplasm. The record is from RefSeq and is a predicted model, not a curated record. Lineage: Eukaryota; Metazoa; Chordata; Actinopteri; Pleuronectiformes; Soleidae.
UCGUGUCAGUCACCUGACAAGCAUGCUGCUGUUAAAUGGUUGUUGUUUCUGUCGCUGAGUUCUGAAUGAAUUCUGUCAUUAAAGUCGCAGCAGAAAUGAUGAAGAGAUCCAGUUCAUCUACAGAGCUACACACCAAAGUCCUGCGGUUACUGACGCCGGCUCCUCAUCAGGGAGGACACACGGAUGGAGCUGAGAUCCUUCGGUGCACGGUGAAGGCUCUGAAGGAGGGUCAUGUGGUGGCUGUGCCCACUGACACCAUCUAUGGUCUGGCCUGUCUGGCCCAAAACUCUGGAGCCGUGAAAAGAAUCUACGGCAUCAAAGGACGCAAUGGACACAAACCUCUGGCCAUCUGUGUCGGAGAAAUCCACGAUAUCUACAAAUACUGUAAAGUCAAAGUGAAGGAGGAGCUGUUGGGUGACCUGCUGCCUGGUCCCGUCACGCUGGUGUUUGAAAGGUCUGAAGUCCUGAACACGGAUCUCAACCCCUUCACCUCACUAGUCGGCGUACGUAUCCCAGACCACGCUUUUAUACGACGCCUCUGCCAGAUGUGUGGGGAACCGCUGGCUCUCACCAGCGCCAACAUCAGCUCACACACCAGCACGGUGGACGUCCAUGAGUUUCAGGAGCUUUGGCCCAAACUGGCAGUGGUGGUGGAUGGAGGGCCAAUCGGAGACCAGAACCGCCUCGGAUCCACAGUGGUGGACUUGUCGGUGCUCGGCAAAUAUCGCGUCAUCAGGCCUGGCUGCGCUCAGUCUUCCACGGUCGAUGUGCUGGAGCGUAAAUACGGGCUGUCAGAGGACUCUGAAAAUGACCUUUGAACUCGACUCGACACUCCACGACGCACGAUGAACUUUGACCUCAGAGAUGAAACGGUUGAAUUAUUUUUCCCUGGAAAAGACAAAAAAAAAACUUGGGAACAACUUGAAUCUCUUGUGGCUGCUUUAAAAUCUGGGACUACUUCUUCUGCCUCACCAUGUGACGACUGCAAAUCAUUUAUUUUGAAAACCACAGAAAGGUCAAUUUAAUUUAAUAAGUAUGGGAUUGUCUUAACGUAAAUGUAAAGCUUUUAUCUUUUUAUACUGUCAAAGCAACAUGCUGAGAAUAUGAUGGUGUAUGAUGGUGAUAUUUUUCUUAUAUUCAGAUACUGUAUAUGGGUCGAGAUGUGACAGGCACCAAAUGUGUCAACUGAACGAGUCUUUGGAAUAAAAUUAAGGGAUUAAGAUGAGAAAUGCACUGACAUCAAAUGUUAACUCGUGUAAGAAUAUCCAGUCUUCAGUUUGUCACUUUCUUAAGUUAUUUCCAGAUAUAAUUAUGGGUAAUGUUCAGAGAAAUAGGUUCUUACAUUUGAUGGUGGAUUAUUUGGAUGAGACAAGGGGGUGGAGCCUGGCUUGAACACAUGAGCUCAUUCAGACUUUUUUUUUUUAUAAGUUUGACUCAGGACCUGAAGGGAGAAAAUCUGUAGAAUCUCCAGAGAUCAGUGGAUAUUUGAAGUGAGCAGUUUGCGGCUGUAACACUGCAUUCAUGUUGGAUUUAACAUGGGCCAAGUCUGUGUAUGUACCUUUUUAAAUUCUGUUUGUAUCACCACAAUAAAUCCUUUUUUCUUCCAA